AUGGGAUUCAAGACGAUGGGUGCCGCCUUCAACAGGAUCUCUGGCGCGGAGUCAAACUGGGAGACAAAGUCGAGGUACCAACUCAACUUUCUGGAUUUGGAGAAACCUUUGACUUUGUGUUGUGGAUUAGAACUGCAGAAGGUCCAUCCGGCCGGCAUCGAGGCAUUCGUUUGGGGCAGGAAAGGUUUCCGCGGGCAUUGCCUCGAAGCGACCGGGGUAGUGGUGGAAUCGAUGCGGAUGUGGAGCGUUGAGCACUGCCUGAGCGUGCGAGCCUCUGUGUUCGAGCGGCAGAAGCCGCAACACCAAGGCCCAGGCAUCCCACGUCCCGGACCUGUGCCAAAAGCAGCCUCCGGUCAGGACGUGCAUGGUGGCCCGAACACUCUGGAGCGGGCCCAGGCUGUGGCCGAGCUUCUUCUGCGAGUCGCUGGCGGCGCCCAGGCCCUCAACCGAGGCACUGGCGUUCUCGAUGUGGCUGGUGGCACAGGCCUGCUCUCUCUGGCCCUUGCUCUGCGUGGGGUGCGCGCCACCGUCGUGGAUCCACGACGAAGCGCAGGUUGCUUGCCAAGCCGCGCGCGCAAGAUGAUGCGGAAGUCAGGUGUCGGUUCCCUCCUGGUCGCUUGCCGCGCCUGGUUUGGUGGGCGACUCCAGGGUGCCGACGACUCCUUUAGCGGAUCCGGCGACGCCGUGCCUGCCUGCGACGAGGCACUUGUCGCUGGCUGCUCCGCGCUGGUCGCGCUGCACCCAGAUGAGGCCACGGAGGCCGUCGUGGACGCGGCGCUCCGCCUCCGGCGGCCGUUUGUGGUGGUGCCAUGCUGCGUGUUUGCUCGCCUUUUCCCCACCAGGACGCUCGAUGGGCGUGCAGUGGCGACGCUGCCGGAGUUUCGCGAGUUCCUUCGCCGAAAGCAUCCAAGCAUUCGCGAGGAGAUCCUCCCCUUUGCUGGAGCGAAUGUGGCCUUGUACGCACCUUUGUGUGACGUGGAGGAUGCUCAAAAAGAGCUCGAAGGCUGCGGGAACAAAAAUGCCGCAGGUGGUUGCAACAUGAGGCGGGAUGACGACGGCUCCGAGGUGGACGUGGCGCACUUGGCUGUCCUUCAGCUGCAAAGCCCAGUGUUGAAGGCCAUGCUGCGAUCGGACAUGCAGGAGGCAAAGACCCUCCGCGUCCAGGUCCAGACAGAGUUUGCCGACGUCUGGCCAAGCGUCGUCCGCUUUUGGUACGGCCUGCCUGUUGACAUUUGCAGCUUCGAGGCCGCCGUGACCUUGCGAAGGGCUGCGCAGUACUACGAGUCUGAGGAGCUGAAGGCCGUCACCGGGGAGCUCCUGAUGGCGGCCAGGCCGUCGGCUCCGAGAAUGGCACUCGUGGCUGAGAGCUUGAGCUUCGAGACCGAUUUUGCGGAUCGUGCCUGGAGCUACCUCGAGGCUCACCCUCGCGAGCUCUUCGCUUCAUCGGCAUGGCCAAGGCUUUCCGAAGCCACCGUCGCCGAGUUGAUGAGGCAGCUCGCUGCCCGCGGGACGGCGUGCGCUGCCGUGAACCUGGCCUCCUUCGCGCCUUGGGGCGCUGGGCGCGUGCCAGGCGCGAGAACGCUCCUGAGACAGGGGGCUCCGGUGAUGGCCAAAGCCACAGGUCUGCCAAUGUGGUCGUUCCAGAGGCUCUGCUUCAGUUGGUCCGAUUUGAGAACAUGUCGCCGAGUGAGCUGCGCUCAUCCGCAAAGCCAAUUCUGCCGGCGGAGCGGUACGUGGAGCUACUUGAGGAGGUCAGUGGUGCCGCACCGGGUCGCUCAAAGCGCCCAGUCCGCGCUUCUUGGCAUGACAGAGAUCUGA
This is a messenger RNA of Symbiodinium natans, 1818 nucleotides long. The record is from the annotation of a GenBank genome assembly. NCBI's taxonomy places the organism in Eukaryota, Dinophyceae, Suessiales, Symbiodiniaceae.